Messenger RNA from Oryza brachyantha (malo sina), 1563 nucleotides. RefSeq lists its product as uncharacterized. The record is from RefSeq and is a predicted model, not a curated record. The transcript has 6 exons. The coding region runs from base 143 to 1426 and encodes 427 amino acids. Lineage: Eukaryota; Viridiplantae; Streptophyta; Magnoliopsida; Poales; Poaceae.
CGAAAAUCAAAGUCCACUAACAUCCCACUCCCCCUUCCAAGCUUCUUGUCUCCUCGCCCUCGGCCUCAGCCUUCUCCUCCCCCCCAACUCAACUCCCACGCCAUCUCGCCACACCGAAUCAGAGCAAGCACGCCGUCCAUUAAUGGAGUACGAGCGCAUCCACGAACCCCCGCUCCAACGUCAGUCGGGUGGAUUCUCCCCAGCUAAGCUACGAGCAAUGCUUCUCGGACUAGAGAAAAAUCAGCACAGCGUGGAGGACACAUCACCUGAGGCCAACGACUCCGGCGAGCUCGACGACCGGAGGAGCAUGGAAUGCUCUACCUCCACUGAAUUGUCGAGCAACAGUGGCCACAGAUCAAGAAACCGAGCUCAGGACGACGACAGCUUUGACUCCGAGAGUAGCUCGUCGGCCCCAACGACGGUGAAGAGGUCGGCGGCGGUGGCCGCCUUGCUGCCGCCGUUCUCUAGGCCGACGCCGUCGAAGUGGGACGAUGCAGAGAAGUGGAUUUCUAGCCCCACGGCAAACCGCACUGGCCGUGUGGGGGGUGCAGCAGCUGGGGCUGCGCCAAAGAAGUCGGCGCUGGCAUUUCCUGAGCAUGUAAGCCGGCCUCCGGCCGUUGCCAAGGUGGUUGCUGAGGUCCCCAUCAACACUGGAGCCUUGGUAAAGAACUCAGUAGUCUCAGUUGCUCUUGCACACUCUAAUUCAUUUACUCCUGCACAAAGUGCUUCGAUAAUCGAUGAACCUGCCCCUGCAGUUCGGUCUGUAUCGAUGAGAGACACGGGCACAGAAAUGACUCCAAUUGCCAGCCAGGAGCCCUCUCGGACUGGGACUCCUAUUAUAGCUUCUAGCCCAAUCUCCUCUCGGACACCAACUCCACAGCGUAAUGCAGAAGUCAGUAUCGGUGACUUUGGUUCAAGCAAGAUGGAAAUGUCUGAGGAGGAGCUACAAAUGAAUACCAGAAAGGAAAUCAUGGAUCUUGGCCAACGGCUAGGAAAGACAACUAUAGCUGCAUGGGCAAGCAAGGAAGAGAAAUCUGCUACAACUUUCGCAAAGAUCAGAACUGAUAAGUCUGUCGAAAUUGACAGACAGACUCGUGCUGCGGAUUGGGAGGAGGCAGAGAAAGCAAAAUAUCUUGCAAGGUUUCAGAGGGAAGAGGUAAAGAUCCAAGCUUGGGAAAAUCACCAGAAAGCAAAAAUUGAAGCUGAAAUGAAGAGGAUAGAGGCAAAGAUAGAGAUAAAGCGAGCUCGCGAGCAGGACAGGCUCUCGAGCAAGCUGGCCGCUGCAAGGCACAGAGCGGAGGCGAAGAGGGAGGCCGCGGAGGCGAGGAAGAACCAGGAGGCGGCAAGAACGGAAGAGCAGGCUGCGCAGAUCCGGAAAACUGGGCACUUACCUUCCUCGAUCUCCUGCUGGUGCUGGUGCCUGUGAUUCUCCAUCCUCUGCCAUGAUCAUCUGUGAUCUGGGGCUGGAAGAAAAGAGAAAUACUGCUCCUUGCACGACCAUGUAAAAUAUAUGCUACUGGUUCAUCUUUCAGUAAGAAAUGCCAAUGUGUCGCCAUUUUUGUC